AUGCAGAUCCGUCCCAAACCCCUCGCCACCGGCGAACUGGGCACACCGACUGCGAGACCAAGAUUACACGGGACGCCUGCAUCAGCCGACCGCCUACAUAAGCCCUUCAGGUGCCCUGGCUCUGCUACCUCGACGCGUACAACAGAUAAGCCUGCGCGAAAAAGGCGGAAGGUCAACUACGCAGGAGCAGAUGGCGAAAAUGAGGAGAGCGACAAACCUUACUCAAACGAUGACCGACUCGCUCUUGCCACUCGGGAUGUUAACAGAUUUCCGGUGUUCAAGCCAAGGGAUAAAGACACUGCCUUCAGAGCGAAAUUUAUCGUCCCGCUGAAGAACAAAGACACUGGAGGCUACAAUGCGUUUCGUCCAGCGCCAUUGCUGGGAAUGCGGCAGGGCGCGGUUUUUGUAGCGCGCCCGUUACACGACCCUAGCGGAGAAUUCGCCAUUGUGUUGUAUGAUCCCACAAUUGAUGACAAGCCAGUAGCAAAGGAAGUUGCAGAGCCUAAGCUCAGUCAAGAAGAAAAGAACUCCAUGGACGAACCGUUAGUACACAAGAGCUUAGCAGAGAUUCUAGGUUUAAAGAAGAAAGUUGAUAAUGAAAGGCCGAGAGUACCUGUCGUCAUCGAUCCACGUCUCGCGAAGGUCCUUCGACCACAUCAGAUCGAAGGUGUAAAGUUCCUAUAUCGCGCUGUGACGGGCAUGAUUGACCCAAAAGCCAACGGUUGCAUCAUGGCAGACGAGAUGGGUCUUGGAAAGACGCUACAGUGCAUCACGCUGAUGUGGACGCUACUCAAGCAGGCGCCGGAUGCUGGAAAGUCUACCAUUCAGAAGUGUGUGAUAGCUUGUCCGUCCAGUUUAGUACGAAAUUGGGCGAACGAGCUUGUUAAGUGGCUAGGUCCGGAUGCGAUUACGCCGUUUGCUAUCGACGGCAAGGCAUCAAAGGAGGAAUUAAUUCAACAAAUCAAGCAGUGGUGCAUUGCAUCAGGUCGAUCCGUUGUACGGCCGGUCUUGAUUGUCUCCUAUGAAACACUGCGACUCAACGUUGGGGAGCUUGCGCAAACACCCAUCGGCCUCCUGCUGUGUGACGAAGGCCAUCGAUUAAAGAAUGGCGAGAGUCAGACCUUUACAGCUCUCACGGGACUCAACGUACAGAGACGAGUUAUCCUUUCUGGUACGCCGAUUCAAAACGAUCUGUCGGAGUAUUUUGCUCUACUCAACUUUGCCAAUCCGAACUACCUCGGUACCAGGAAUGAGUUUAAAAAGCAAUUCGAGAACCCAAUCUUACGCGGGCGUGACGCCGAUGCUACAGAUGACGACCGCAAGAAGGGCGACGAACGUCUCGCUGAGCUGCUUAAUCUGGUUAACAAGUUCAUCAUCCGGCGGACGAACGACAUCCUUUCGAAGUAUCUACCAGUCAAGUACGAACACGUUGUCUUUUGCAAUUUGGCGCCUUUUCAGAAGGAUUUGUACAACCACUUCAUCGCCUCGCCAGAAAUUCGAUCUCUGCUUCGCGGCAAAGGCUCGCAGCCUCUCAAGGCGAUCGGUAUGCUCAAGAAGCUUUGCAAUCAUCCCGACUUACUCGAUCUACCUACCGAUCUUCCAGGCUGCGAGGAAUUCCUCCCCGAAGACUUUGUCCCCAAGGAUGCAAGAGGCAGAGAUCGUGAGGUUAAAGUAUGGUACUCCGGCAAGAUGCUCGUUCUCGACCGCAUGCUCGCUUCCAUCCGCGCAAACACCAACGACAAAAUCGUCCUUAUCUCAAACUACACGCAAACCCUCGACGUCUUCGCAGCCCUCUGCCGCUCCCGCGGCUAUGGCUGCCUCCGUCUCGACGGCACUAUGAACGUCUCCAAGCGUCAGAAGCUCGUCGACAAAUUCAACGACCCGGAAGGCCCCGAAUUCGUUUUCCUCCUGUCCUCCAAAGCCGGAGGCUGCGGUCUCAAUCUCAUCGGCGCAAAUCGACUCGUCCUCUUUGACCCCGACUGGAACCCUGCUGCCGACCAGCAAGCCCUCGCCCGCGUGUGGCGCGACGGCCAGAAGAAAGAUUGUUUUGUCUACCGCUUCAUCGCUACGGGUACCAUCGAAGAGAAAAUCUUCCAGCGCCAGUCGCACAAACAGUCGCUCUCGUCUUGCGUCGUCGACGCUUCAGAAGACGUAGAGCGCCAUUUCUCGCUCGACAGCUUGCGCGAGCUGUUCCUAUACCGGGCGGAUACUACGAGUGACACGCACGAUACGUUCAAGUGCAAGCGCUGCAGGAAAGAAGAUGGGCGGCAGGUUCUCAAGGCGCCGGCUAUGCUGUACGGUGAUACGAAUACGUGGAAUCAUAUGGUGAAUGAUGGGGAGGCGGGGCCGAUGGGGAAGAUACAGGAUUUGUUGCUCAGACAAGAGACGGUGGAGAAGGACGUCAGCGCUGUGUUUCAGUAUAUCAGUCACUGA
Messenger RNA from Didymosphaeria variabile, 2433 nucleotides. RefSeq names its product DNA-dependent ATPase protein rad54 (gene RAD54). Lineage: Eukaryota; Fungi; Ascomycota; Dothideomycetes; Pleosporales; Didymosphaeriaceae. Gene Ontology annotation, cellular component: nucleus. The transcript has 2 exons. Gene Ontology annotation, biological process: reciprocal meiotic recombination; double-strand break repair via synthesis-dependent strand annealing. Gene Ontology annotation, molecular function: DNA translocase activity; ATP-dependent chromatin remodeler activity; ATP binding. The coding region runs from base 1 to 2433 and encodes 810 amino acids. The record is from RefSeq and is a predicted model, not a curated record.